CACGUGCUCACAAAACUAUAGGGUGCGUACCCGGAAACGUAGACUUGUUCCUCCACGGUCUGGAUGAGGGCAUCACUGGCUGAGGCAGCGUUUAUGACCUGUCCCUAACAACCUUUGAAGAGGUGGUGAUAAGCCAUUUUGAACCACUUGUCUAUGCGAUACAGGUUUGACCACUUUUCAACUAUUGUUUAAAAUCUACACAGACUGAAAGUGCUGGAACAGAUUCCGCUUGAAUCAGAAUCCUGAGUCAAACAUUUGUGAGCGAAGAUGAAGAUUGCUGCAUUUAAUAUUCAGCGGCUUGGGAUAAGCAAAAUCUCCAAACCCAAAGUCAUGUCAACAAUUAUCAAUAUUUUAUUGCGCUAUGACAUUACCCUGAUAAUGGAAGUCAUUGACAAGACAGAAGAAGCCACCACAAAGCUGAUGGAGGAGCUCAAUAAACAAGCUAAAAACCAUUACUCCUUUGUACUAAGCAAGCCCCUGGGACGAAAGACUUACAAGGAGCAGUAUCUCUUUAUUUAUCGUGAUGAUAUUGUGGAAGUAGAAAGAAGUUUUCAAUAUGAAGACAUGCAGCCGGGAGAUGAGGAUGCUUUCUCCAGGGAACCAUUCGUGAUUCAGUUCAAAUCUCCAACCACAGUUGUGAAGAACUUUGUGCUCAUUCCCCAACACACAUGCCCUGAAGAUUCAGUCAGGGAAGUCGACGAAUUAUAUGACGUCUUCCUGAAGAUCAAAAAGGAGUGGAACAUUAAGAACAUUAUGAUACUUGGGGACUUUAAUGCUGAUGGAAGGUACGUGACGAAGCAGGAGAUGAAAACAAUCCGACUCAGAACCGACAAUAAUUUUCACUGGCUCAUUGGCGAUGAUGAGGACACCACCACAAAUGUAAAGACAGACCGGGCUUAUGACAGGAUUGUUGUUUACGGAGAUUGGUUUUAUAAGCAGAUUGUUCCAAAUUCUGCUAAGCCCUUCAACUUUCAGGAAGCACUGGAGCUGACUGAAGAGCAGGCUUUGGAUGUGAGUGAUCACUACCCUGUUGAGGUGGAACUCAAAAUUAAGAAAUGAAAGACAGAGUCAGUGGAGGUGAGAGCAUCGCAAGAACAGAAACUGCGCAACUUCUCGAAAAUGCUGAACUAAUUGUUGAAUCUUAACAAAAUUUGAUGUGUUUAUUGAUUUCAGUAUCUAAAAAUCCAUACUUAUGUCAUCAGCUGCACUGGAAAAUACAAACAAUUUGACCAUUUUUAUUCUUACAGCAGAAAGCAGGUUCCCUCACUUUUAAUAAUAAAAGUAGCAACUCACAUCAAGGACAGCAAGAUACAAAUGUUAUAUCCAUUUGAGCACUGAUGCCCCAGCGACCAUUUAGUGAAUGUCAUUACUAGUGACUGUCUACUGAAUCCUGGCAACAAUUCCCUGACUUAGUUCCUGUCAUGGUAGGAUGAUGUGUUUUUCAGCUGUAAACAUAUUUAACAAUACUCGCUUUCAAGAAAGGUCAUUGAUCUGAAAUGCUCCUCUCUCA
Rhincodon typus (whale shark) is the source of this 1510-nucleotide messenger RNA. Its product is annotated as deoxyribonuclease gamma-like. NCBI's taxonomy places the organism in Eukaryota, Metazoa, Chordata, Chondrichthyes, Orectolobiformes, Rhincodontidae. The record is from RefSeq and is a predicted model, not a curated record. Gene Ontology annotation, biological process: DNA catabolic process. Gene Ontology annotation, cellular component: nucleus. Gene Ontology annotation, molecular function: DNA nuclease activity. The transcript is spliced from 11 exons. The coding region runs from base 268 to 1059 and encodes 263 amino acids.